GCCAAGGAACGAUUAACAUUAUUGCGAUUUACAUGUCGCUUUUUGGAAGCGCAUCUAAGUUCCUUCCAGUCCAGUCACCGUGUAUACGAUAAUCAAAGUCGGCGCGUUCUAAUCGGAAAGUUUAUCUUUGAUUCCUCGCGGGCAUUGAGACGGCGUUCUGCGACACGUUUUUAAAAAUCGUCGCGACAUGGACCUGAUCAGUUUUAUGCGUUACGAAACGCUCUUGAUCGUGCCUUUUGUGGUUUACUAUUUGUUUUUCAAGACCAACGCAGGUCGGAGCGCGUAUUCGGAUAGAGAUAUUUUCUAUCCGAUAAAAUGCUACUUCGCCAAAAAGGUGAUCAGGAGCAUUCAGAAAAAUCAACGGACGCGCACUAAGCGGGAAAAGUCCAAGGAAGACGAACUCGAGUUUCCGUCCAAUCAGUUCAGUCACUACCAGUGCUAUCACGGGGCAGACCAGAAAGGCAACGGGCUCAGUCUAAAAUUUACCGUCAGAAGUAACAAAACGGCGGAAAUCUUUCUGGUCCUGCGACUCGCGAACGGAAAAGUCUAUUCUUAUCCGGGUGCUGAAAAAGUUCGCAUCGCUAGUGUCAAAGAGAACCAAUUUAAAGUAAACGGACUCACCGUCGAAACGUUGGAAUCGUUUAAAAGGGUUCGCAUCGUGUUCAACGGCCUAUUAAGGGACAUUAGUUGUAGGAGUUACGACAAGGUUGAGCACGUGCAGUUUAAUUUCAUAUUUAAUUGUUGCGCGUCGCCCAGAUUCUUCCCUGCCGACGUAGAAGAAAAUUUACUGAUCGAAACGCUAGCGACGAGGCCGUGGAAUGACGCCUCUUGGAAAAAAUUCUUGUCGGACCAGGCAGAAGGUUACGAGCAAUUCGGUUCCCUCUUGGGCUUUGUUAAGGGAGACAUUUUUCCGGAGGAAACGGUCCUUAAUCUUCCGUGUUGCAGGUCGAGGUACUCCGGCAUCGCCGAUAGUCACUCCGUAGACAGGGAGGUGCGGAUUUUUCUAGCCGAGCGGGACGGCGCGUUGAUCAACUUGAUAUUGAAAUCUUUCGGCGAAGGAUCGUCCCAAUUGAACUACGGCUACGUGACUCAUUUGCACAACAUCACGGACCCGAUCGUGGGUCAAGACAUCAGGAUAAGCUACGUCGGGAGGAACAAAUCGUUGCCCGACGCUUUCGUAGCACACGUCCACACCAAAGUUAAGGAAUACAAAUGCGUUUUCCACCUAAACAAGGACUUGAUCUGCCCCAGCGAAUCCGCAAAACUUGGUUACGAGAUAAUAAAUGCUUACGCUGAAUGUGAUAUCAAUGCGAGCCAAGGAAGGGCCUUGUUGGAAUUCACUUAUUAUGAACAAUCCGACGUUAACCAACAGAAACUUCGUCCCCUUCUACGCGAGAAGAAGGUCGAUGCUUUGCCCGACGUCUUCAUCGCGGAUAUAAAAAGUGAGGAGGCGAGAAUUCUGGAACUGACAGGUGGCAAGGGCAAUUCGCUGGCCCUGCUGUCAUCAUUGGAAUCGGACGAAUUCUCGGUACCCGACGGAUUCGUAGUGACCGUGAACGCGUUCAGACGUCAGCUAGAGGUCACUCCUAAAUUGCAGACCCUCUUGACCGCAUUAGAUGAGGUUUUCUGCGGACGAAAAGAUGGCGUUCCGGAAGAAGCAUGUCAGGAAGUACUGCUAGCAUUUCACGAUGAAUCCAUAUCUCCCGAAAUUGUAACACCCUUGCUCAAGAAUUUGAGAAGGAUGAAAGCGGAGGAGCCGGAGGCGGUGAGCUGGGCCAUUAGGUCUUCAGCUAUAGGCGAAGACUCCGAAGAACUAUCGGCGGCGGGACAGAACGAAACCUUUUUAGGGUGCGUCACCGAAGAGCAAGUCUUGAAGGGCGUGUCGGCGUGUUGGGGAUCGCUUUUCACGUACCAAAGCGUCCAGUAUAGAUGGCAACACGGUCUGCCCGUUAUCUCGGACAUGGCGGUCGUGGUACAGAAAAUGGUACCGGCCGAAUCAGCCGGGGUACUUUUUACGUGGCACCCCACUUCGUCGAACCCAUCGCAAAUGGUUGUCACUUCAAAUUUUGGACUCGGCGAGAGCGUCGUUUCGGGAAAAUCCGAUCCUGACACAUUCAUUUUGAAUCGCACUUUCGAUGGGAAAAUUUGUCUGCUAGAUCAAAUAAUAGGCACCAAAAACAAGGUCGUCACUCUGACCCGCGACGGUGUCGAAGAAGUAGCGGCAAACGAAGACGGAUGGAGUAUAAGCAAAGAGCAGGCGAUAAAAUUAGGCAGGGUCGGGCUGGCGUUGGAGGAAGCUUUCGGAGGACCGAGAGACAUCGAGUGGGCGUUUCACAAGGAUGAAUUGUACUUGCUCCAGUCACGCCCGAUAACGACUCUGAAUUCGUGGAGCGAGUUUGAGCUAACCCGCGAAUGCGAUUCGGCCAUUUUGACGGAAAGUAACGUGGUAACUCUGGCUAAUACGGGAGAGGUAUUCCCUGGCGCGACGACAGUACUGUCUCAGUCCAGCAGUCUGGUUUGCACUGACAGGGGCAUCCAGAAGCACAUUUACAAGACAGUCGAAAAACUGGCGCACAAAACAGUCAGUGCCUUUCAGCAUCGCGUUAUGGUCGACGUUAUUAUAAGCAUACACAAAAACGCCAAAAAGACUGUACAAAUGAGCUCCAGGAUAUUAGACCUGGCCAUAUUCGGGCACCAGGUGAUGAAUGAAAAAAUUAACCAGAUCGUCUUAAAUAGACUCGGCGAAGUGCGGUCGCUGAAAUUGGCCAAAGAGUCUCUCCGUCUGUGGUAUUGGGCAAGAAAAGGUGAGAUGGUUCGAGACCAGGCAGCCGAAUUUUCAAAAAGUUUAGACUUUAAAAUCAAGGACGACGACGGAUCCAAGGAAAUCUACGAUAAAAUCGACAAUAAGCUGGAGGAAUUGGCAAAGGCCGGCUACUUACACGCGAUCAACACUGGUUCUUCUGUAUUUUAUCAAAUCAUCGCUAUGAACAUUUUGGUCCAAACAAGUUUAGAGCUGACGAUGGAGCACUACGCUGAUUUUGCUUUGAUCUUAUCGUCUUGCGAGGACGUCGUGUCUGCCGAAGUGCCGAUGUAUUUGGAGAGGAUCGCCCGAAUAAUCAGAGACGAAGGUUACGACGAAGAGUUUUGCACGAUCAAACCCGAAUUCGGCGUGGCUUGGUUGAAAUCCAAGUGCCCCGAAGCUGGCAAAGUGUUCGACGAAUUUCUGGAUAGACACGGCCACAGAAAUUUGGGAGAGUUCGAAAUGAUGGAAGAGUCUUGGGCCAUGAAUCCGUCCAAAGUGAUCCCGAUGAUACAGGCCAACGCGAAACAGGACCGUUCGAUCAGCAAAAUCGUUUUAUCGGUGGACGAGGUCGUCAGCAAACUCGUUUCGCCUGUUAACGCGGUCACCAAAAAAAUUCUAAAAUACGCCAUUUCCAACCUGAGGAGGGCGGUUGGCAACAGGGAGCAGACCAAAUCGGAGCUGAUUCGAUCGCUGAAUAAACUGCGUAUGGCGUAUAGAAAACUAGCGAAGGCAAUGGUCGCCAAAGGCCUCUUGCCAGCGGAGAAUCUGAUGUUCCAUUUGACCCACCAGGAAUUGGGUACCGUGAUUGACAAGCGAUCUCCGCUAUUGGUCAGCAAAGCGGCUAAACGUCAAAGAUUGUACUCCAAAUGGUCCAAGACGAAAUAUCCGGAGUUGAUAUUCGGCAUACCUGAACCGGAGAAGGAUUCCGAUUGCGUAAUGGAACUGGUGACGGGCAGUGUGUGCACAGGCACGCCAGUAUGUAUGGGGUCUGUCAAAGCCAGGGCGUGCGUCAUCACUAGCUUAGAAGAAAUCGGCCAGUUAGAAACAAGCGAUAUACUGAUCACUUACAGUACCGACAUUGGGUGGUCCCCAUACUUCCCAAUGCUUUCCGGUGUGGUAACGGAACUUGGAGGACUCGUUUCACAUGGUGAGUGUUUUUCCUUUCAUUUCCAUCUUAAUUGUUACGAACGUUUGUCAGGUGCCGUUGUCGCCAGGGAGUACGGAUUACCUUGCAUCGUUGGUGUAAAAAACGUUACCAAGCUGUUCAAGACCGGGGAUAUCGUCUAUCUGUCCGGAAAAACCGGAGAAUUGGCAAAAGUGUGACAGACGUUAUUUUAUUGAAUAAAAAUUUAAAACAA
This is a messenger RNA of Cylas formicarius (sweet potato weevil), 4161 nucleotides long. RefSeq names its product putative phosphoenolpyruvate synthase. The record is from RefSeq and is a predicted model, not a curated record. Gene Ontology annotation, molecular function: ATP binding; kinase activity. NCBI's taxonomy places the organism in Eukaryota, Metazoa, Arthropoda, Insecta, Coleoptera, Brentidae. The transcript has 23 exons. Gene Ontology annotation, biological process: phosphorylation. Bases 188 to 4126 code for a protein of 1312 amino acids.